Molecule: messenger RNA, 2478 nt
Organism: Photinus pyralis (common eastern firefly)
Lineage: Eukaryota; Metazoa; Arthropoda; Insecta; Coleoptera; Lampyridae
Product: TBC1 domain family member 14-like
Exons: 4
Coding region: 109-2070 (653 amino acids)
Source: RefSeq, a predicted model, not a curated record
CUAAAAAUGGCUGUUAUGUCAAAACAUUUUUAUUUACUUAAAUUAAUGGAAUUAAAAGUAAUGAAUUUAAGUAGUCAUACGUUUAGAUAAUAAGAUUUUCAUGUGAGAAUGAAAAAUAUUGACUCCGACAACGAAAGUAGUCUUCAUACAAUUUACAAUGGAACGGAGGAGGUAACAGAUUUGUUAUCAGCGGAGAGUACGGAAGCACUUAAUCUAAUAAAAUGUAAUUCGGAUCUUGUCGAAAGUUAUUAUGUACUGAAAUCGACGCCGAUGGGACAUAAAAAUCGUUUCUAUCAGCGAGUUCUAUCCAGAAAUAGCGAGCAAGAUUGUCAUAGUCGAAGUAUGCCUAAUUCUCUUAACAAUAAACUAAAUUGUAACGACUUAGAUGUUGCAAAUAACUGUGAUAUGAAAUCAAAACUGCUAAUCCAGCAGGAUAGUCCUCCUUCUUCGCCGUCACACGAAGUGUGGUUUAAAACUUGGCCCGAGAGAUACGACAAGGUUAAACCUGAUAAUAAUUGUGAAAUCGUAAACAAUCAUAAUACUCAGUUGGCGUCCAGUACGUGUGAUAAAAUUAACUGUGCAAACAAUAAGGUCACGUUAAACGAAGCUCUCCAAAACAUAUCUCUAGCAUAUAGCCCCGUCACAAAACAACUGCACCUGUUACGGCCGUCUGACACAAACGAACCUCAACUGCCAACCACGGAGGAAAAUGGGAUAAAGACCAAGCAUAAACGAACGGAGGCCGGGUCGUUUUCCAGUACGGUUUCUAGUCUGAGCGACCCCUCCCCGUCCGGUAGCUUACUAGAUCCGGAAGACAGAUGUACGGACGAUGAUUCGGAAUGCAAACCCCAAAGGAAGGGCAUUUCCGGGUUUUUUAACAGGAACAUGUUCUCGUGGAAAUUACACCACAUUAACAGUCCGAACGGAUGGAGGUUGUUCAACAAGAAUGGGAGCGAAACAUCGCCACAGCAUCAGAUCGUCGCCAGUUCGUCUGCCUUGAUACAGCAUAUCAGACCUUCGAAUUUACCGGCAAAGGCUCUCGAGGAGGAUCAGCGGCACCGCGAGGAGUACAAGGCGAUGGUGGCCGCUGCCAAGAGGAAGGAGGCCCAGAAUUCUGCCGCGAAACAGAAGCAACAUAAGUUGCUCAUACAACAGGAGGAACAGCUGGCGGCUGCUACGAAGCAUUUCACUCAAGUUGUUCUUCCGAAUUGGGAGUCGAUGCAUAACAGCCGCAAGACGAGAGAUUUGUGGUGGCAAGGUCUUCCAUCGAGCGUUCGUGGCAAAAUUUGGCGAUUGGCGAUCGGAAACGACCUAAAUCUCACACAGCAGCUGUACGAAAUCUGCCUGCAACGCGCCCAAAAUCGCCUCAACAACUUCCCGGAGCCGCCAUCCGAAUCCGUCGAUCAAGAAAGCAGCAUGGACGUCAUCCAGUUGGAUAUCUCCAGGAUAUUUCCCCACCUUUGCAUAUUUCAAGAGGGCGGUCCGUACUCCGAGGUGCUACACUCUCUUCUUGCCGCGUACGUGUGCUACAGACCGGACGUCGGUUACGUUCAGGGAAUGUCUUUCAUAGCCGCAAUUUUAAUCCUCAACAUGGACGAUUUAGACGCGUUCGUAUGCUUUGCCAAUCUGCUAAAUCGGCCGCUUCAUCUUGCCGCCUUCACCGUCAAUCAGAACCAAAUGCAGGCCUACUACAACGCGUACAAUGAGGUGUUCAACCAUAACAUGCCCAAAUUGUACGCGCACUUCCAAAAGUCCGGACUCACGCCCGACUUGUACCUGCUCGACUGGAUUUAUACAAUUUUCGCCAAGGCGAUGCCGCUAGAUGUCACCUGCCGUGUGUGGGAUAUAUUUUUGAGAGACGGUGACGAAUUCCUCUUCCGCACAGCUUUAGGUGUCCUAUACUUAAAUCAAGAACAGUUAAUGUCGAUGGAUUUUUUACAUGGUGCGCAGUUCCUAACGCGGCUGCCCGAUGAUCUAUCGCCGGAUCGCCUAUUUAAAAGUAUUCAGACGGUGAGCACGAACGUGGGGAAGGCGACUUUUAGUCAAAUUGUCGAACGAUUUAAAAACUAGCAAAAAAUGUGCGUGUGUGAACGAAUCUCGUCUCAAGUUUUGUAAAUAGUCGACUGAUUUUUAAAAGCUUAUGCAAACUGCUCAAAAAGAAUCUCCACAACUCUGAUCUUCAUGUGCACUUUGAUUAGGUGCUUCAAUUCUCUCCGUCCCACUAAACGUACAGGAUGGCCACGUUCACAGAGUACAGUAGAUGGCGUUGCUAACUAUUAAUGUGCCACUCUGUAAUUACCACAGGGUGAUUAUAAAAGAUCUUUCGCAUUUGCAUAAUUUCAUUUCACUAUACUCUCCAUUUUCAGUAUUAGAUUUCUGAUAUUAUUUUGACACCCUGUCGCAUGUGCCAAAGAGGGGAUGAUAAAUCGGUGCAAAACUGUUUCGGUUUUUAUUUUCGUUUGUUUUAAAACACAAACG